AUGCAUCCCAAAAUCGAAUGCCAGUGCGGCGCAGUCCAAGUCACAGCUUCACGACCGCAACCCCUCAGUGUCUACUGCUGCCAUUGUACUGAAUGUCAGAAACAAUCUGCUUCUGCCUUUGGUACAUCGGCCAUCUUCCCAGCUGACGGUAUGUGGCCUCUCUCUGAAGAUGUCCUGUCCAAGCUCGGUGUCUGGAAGCGACCUACAGACGAGGGAAAUACCCUGGAGUGCUACUUUUGCAAGUCGUGCGGCGUGAGGGUCUUACAUCGCAGCGUCUUGCCAAACGGCCAAGGCAAGCCAUAUCUGUCGGUGAAAGGGGGUUGCGUUGAGGGGUUGAGUUGGGAGAAUGCGAAGCAUAUCUACACUCGAAGCGCUCGCGUCCCUGUGCCCGAGGGAAGUUAUCAAACUGUACCUGAAGCCCAGGAUUAA
This is a messenger RNA of Fusarium mangiferae, 429 nucleotides long. RefSeq lists its product as uncharacterized. The transcript has a single exon. The coding region runs from base 1 to 429 and encodes 142 amino acids. NCBI's taxonomy places the organism in Eukaryota, Fungi, Ascomycota, Sordariomycetes, Hypocreales, Nectriaceae. The record is from RefSeq and is a predicted model, not a curated record. Gene Ontology annotation, molecular function: carbon-sulfur lyase activity.